AGUCAUGACUACCGUAGCCGUACAUGUGGACUCCAAAGCUGAGCUCACUACCCUGCUGGAGCAAUGGGAAAAAGAACAUGGCAGUGGGCAGGACAUGGUACCAAUCCUUACCAGGAUGUCUGAAUUGAUUGAAAAGGAAACUGAAGAAUAUCGUAAGGGGGAUCCAGACCCAUUUGAUGAUCGACAUCCUGGUCGAGCUGAUCCCGAGUGUAUGCUGGGCCACUUACUGAGAAUACUCUUCAAGAAUGAUGAUUUCAUGAAUGCAUUGGUAAAUGCAUAUGUGAUGACGAGCAGAGAACCCCCUUUAAACACUGCUGCUUGCAGACUCCUUCUGGACAUCAUGCCAGGGCUGGAAACUGCUGUUGUUUUUCAAGAAAAGGAAGGAAUUGUUGAAAAUCUUUUUAAAUGGGCUAGAGAAGCUGAUCAACCUUUGAGGACAUAUUCUACUGGAUUAUUAGGAGGCGCUAUGGAAAAUCAAGACAUUGCUGCCAACUAUAGGGAUGAAAAUUCACAGCUGGUGGCAAUAGUGCUUCGAAGACUGAGGGAGCUACAGCUUCAAGAAGUGACUUUGCGUCAGGAAAGCAAACGUCCUAGCCCACGGAAACCCUCUGAACCCCUUUUGCCUCUAGAUGAAGAAGCUGUGGAUAUGGACUAUGGUGAUAUGGCUGUAGAUGGAGUGGACGGUGAACAUGAAGUGGUCUCUGGGGACAUGGAGAUCUCCUUUCAGCUGGACUCAGGCCACAAGACCAGUAGCAGAGUGAACUCGGCAACCAAACCCGAGGAAGGAGGGUUGAGGAAACACAAAUUAGCAAAGCAGGGUGACAGAGAGAACUUUAGAAAAGCUAAGCAGAAGUUAGGUUUUUCAUCGUCUGAUCCAGAUCGAGUGUUUGUUGAAUUAUCUAAUAGCAGCUGGUCAGAAAUGUCUCCCUGGGUGAUUGGCACCAAUUAUACCCUUUUCCCUAUGACUCCUGCUAUUGAGCAACGGCUUAUUCUCCAAUAUUUGACUCCCCUAGGAGAAUAUCAGGAGUUACUUCCCAUAUUCAUGCAACUUGGAUCACGGGAGCUGAUGAUGUUCUAUAUUGACCUGAAACAGACCAAUGAUGUCCUUUUGACAUUUGAAGCACUUAAGCAUCUAGCAUCUCUCCUGCUCCAUAACAAGUUUGCCACAGAAUUUGUUGCCCAUGGGGGAGUACAGAAAUUACUGGAAAUUCCUCGUCCUUCUAUGGCUGCAACUGGUGUAUCCAUGUGCUUGUAUUACCUUUCCUACAACCAGGAUGCUAUGGAAAGAGUUUGCGUGCAUCCCCAUAAGGUUCUGUCUGAUGUGGUGAACUACACCUUGUGGUUAAUGGAAUGUUCUCAUGCCUCAGGAUGCUGCCAUGCUACCAUGUUUUUCUCAAUCUGCUUCUCCUUUCGAGCUGUGCUGGAACUCUUUGACCGCUAUGAUGGUCUUCGUCGUCUAGUGAACUUGAUAAGUACUCUGGAGAUUUUGAAUUUGGAAGAUCAGGGUGCACUUCUGAGUGAUGACGAAAUAUUUGCCAGCCGUCAAACUGGGAAACAUACCUGCAUGGCCUUGCGCAAGUACUUUGAGGCUCACCUAGCCAUUAAAUUGGAACAAGUGAAGCAGUCUCUUCAGAGGACAGAAGGGGGCAUUCUUGUCCAUCCUCAGCCCCCAUAUAAGGCAUGUUCAUAUACUCAUGAGCAGAUUGUGGAAAUGAUGGAGUUUUUGAUAGAAUAUGGCCCAGCACAGCUGUAUUGGGAACCAGCUGAAGUCUUCCUCAAACUCACUUGUGUCCAGUUGUUAUUGCAGCUUAUUUCUAUUGCUUGCAAUUGGAAAACCUAUUAUGCAAGGAAUGACACCGUGCGCUUUGCUUUGGAUGUCCUGGCUAUUCUCACGGUUGUGCCAAAAAUCCAGCUCCAGUUGGCAGAACCAGUGGAUGUGCUAGAUGAGGCUGGAUCCACUGUCUCUACUGUGGGGAUCAGCAUUAUUUUGGGAGUUGCCGAGGGUGAGUUCUUUAUCCAUGAUGCUGAGAUUCAGAAGUCAGCACUUCAGAUUAUCAUCAACUGUGUGUGUGGCCCAGAUAACCGGAUUUCCAGCAUUGGUAAAUUUAUCUCUGGAACUCCACGGAGAAAGCUGCCGCAGACUCCCAAAAGCAGUGAACACAUCCUGGCAAAGAUGUGGAAUAUCGUUCAGUCCAACAAUGGCAUCAAGGUGCUCCUGUCCUUACUCUCCAUCAAGAUGCCUAUUACAGAUGCAGAUCAGAUUCGGGCCCUGGCCUGCAAAGCCCUGGUGGGCUUGUCUCGUAGUAGCACUGUCCGACAGAUCAUCAGCAAACUGCCCCUUUUCAGUAGCUGCCAGAUACAGCAGUUGAUGAAGGAGCCUGUGCUACAGGACAAACGCAGUGACCACGUUAAGUUCUGCAAGUAUGCUGCUGAACUCAUUGAACGGGUAUCAGGAAAACCACUUCUCAUUGGCACUGAUGUGUCCCUGGCAAGACUGCAGAAGGCAGACGUUGUUGCCCAGUCAAGGAUCUCCUUCCCUGAGAAAGAGCUGCUUUUGCUGAUUCGAAACCAUCUCAUUUCUAAAGGGCUCGGGGAAACAGCUACUGUGUUGACAAAAGAAGCUGACUUGCCCAUGACUGCUGCUUCCCAUUCCUCUGCCUUCACCCCUGUAACUGCUGCUGCUUCUCCUGUGUCUCUGCCCCGAACUCCUCGAAUCGCCAAUGGCAUUGCGACUCGACUGGGCAGCCACGCUACCGUGGGUGCCUCUGCUCCCUCUGCCUCCACUACCCAUCCUCCACCACGGCCCCCCCAGAGUUCACUAGCUUUGCCUGGCCCAUCUUAUGCAGGCAAUUCUCCUUUGAUUGGUAGGAUUAGUUUUAUCAGAGAGAGGCCAUCACCUUGCAAUGGUAGGAAAAUUAGAGUGCUGCGACAGAAGUCGGACCAUGGUGCUUACAGCCAAAGCCCAGCCAUAAAAAAGCAGUUGGAUAGACAUCUUCCUUCCCCACCUACGCUGGACAGUAUCAUCACAGAAUAUCUUAGAGAACAGCAUGCUCGUUGCAAGAACCCUGUUGCCACCUGCCCACCUUUCUCUCUCUUUACUCCUCACCAAUGUCCUGAGCCAAAACAGAGGCGGCAAGCGCCAAUAAACUUUACCUCGAGGCUAAACCGAAGGGCAUCAUUUCCAAAGUAUGGAGGGGUGGAUGGCGGAUGCUUUGAUAGGCACCUCAUCUUCAGCAGGUUUCGCCCCAUUUCAGUGUUUCGAGAAGCCAAUGAAGACGAGAGUGGCUUUACCUGCUGUGCAUUCUCAGCACGGGAACGAUUCUUGAUGCUAGGCACCUGCACCGGCCAGUUGAAGCUCUACAAUGUGUUUAGUGGACAGGAGGAGGCCAGCUAUAACUGUCAUAAUUCAGCCAUCACACACCUUGAGCCCUCCAGGGAUGGAUCCUUGCUAUUGACAUCUGCUACUUGGAGCCAACCUUUGUCUGCACUUUGGGGAAUGAAGUCAGUAUUUGAUAUGAAGCAUUCCUUCACAGAAGAUCAUUAUGUUGAAUUCAGUAAACAUUCUCAGGAUCGGGUCAUAGGUACAAAAGGCGACAUUGCCCAUAUUUAUGAUAUUCAGACUGGCAACAAGCUGUUGACUCUGUUUAACCCAGAUCUUGCCAACAACUACAAGAGGAACUCUGCCACCUUUAAUCCUACAGACGAUCUUGUCUUAAAUGAUGGCGUCCUCUGGGAUGUCCGCUCCGCACAGGCCAUCCACAAGUUUGACAAAUUCAACAUGAACAUCAGUGGUGUUUUUCAUCCAAAUGGAUUGGAAGUUAUCAUUAAUACAGAAAUUUGGGACCUUCGAACUUUUCAUCUUUUACAUACAGUUCCUGCUCUGGAUCAGUGUCGUGUAGUCUUCAACCACACAGGGACUGUGAUGUAUGGAGCUAUGUUGCAGGCAGAUGAUGAAGAUGACUUAAUGGAAGAAAGGAUGAAAAGCCCUUUCGGGUCAUCCUUCCGAACAUUUAAUGCAACUGACUACAAGCCUAUAGCAACCAUUGAUGUGAAACGAAACAUCUUUGAUCUGUGUACAGACACCAAAGACUGCUAUCUUGCUGUUAUUGAGAAUCAAGGCAGCAUGGAUGCUCUGAAUAUGGACACGGUGUGCAGGCUUUAUGAAGUUGGCAGGCAGCGUCUGGCCGAGGAUGAGGAUGAAGAGGAGGACCAGGAAGAAGAAGAACAGGAAGAAGAAGAUGAUGAUGAUGAUGAAGAUGACACUGAUGAUCUAGAUGAGCUCGACACUGACCAGUUACUCGAGGCGGAGUUGGAGGAGGAUGACAACAAUGAGAACGCAGGGGAGGAUGGAGACAAUGACUUCUCUCCCUCUGAUGAGGAGCUAGCAAACCUUCUAGAUGAGGGAGAGGACGGGGAUGAUGAAGAUUCUGAUGCAGACGAGGAAGUGGAACUGAUCCUGGGAGACAGUGACAGCUCUGAUAACUCUGACUUGGAAGAUGACAUCAUCUUAUCGUUGAAUGAAUGAAGAGCCAUCACCAUGUAGAAGAGAGAUUUUUGGCUGAGUCAAAUGAAUUCAGAACUUUUGAAUUCCCUUUUCUUUCUCCCAGGGCUUUCUGUCUGUAUGCCCUGUAUUCAGAGGAUUAUGGCGUGGAGAGUCUCAUUGGAAUCUGAGGGUCUGAAAACAAUUAACCACCAUCAUCAUAACCCCCCCCCCCAAAAAAAAAUACAACAGUGGUUAGACCUUCUUCUGCUCCCCUUUCUCAAUGGACAUCUUUCCUCAAGGGAAAAAAAAAACAUGUCUCUGGGUUAUUUCACAAUAUAUUUUCUUUGUAUAAUGUUCUUUACUUAAAGAACAAGAAAUAGUUUUUUAUAAAACUUAAAAAAGAAAAAAAAAACACCAGACAUUUAUAACUGAGGGUAUGAACUUAUAUCCACUAAGUCUCUUGUCCCUGCACUUCAUUUUCGGUGGGAGAAAAUGAUGUCUAAAGAACAGUAGAGGCAUGAGGCAUUUUUACAUACAUAUUUAAAUGAAAAGGAAAAUCGUGAUUUCAUAAAUUGAUAAGGAUUAAGAAUAUUUUAUUAUAAAUAUAAUAUAUGAUUUUUUUAACCUGUUUUGUUGCCUCAUCUGCUAUCACAGGUUAAUUUGUUUUUCUUCGUGCUAGAGCUGGGGAGGAAGGCACUGCAAGGUCUUUGUGGAUACUGGUUUUGUGGAGUUGAGAGAACUUAAGGAUAUAAGUUUACUCCCUCUAUUUUCUUUUGCAAUCCCCCCCCCCCCCAAUCCUUUUUUCUUCCCUUCUCCCAAUGUGGAAAUUACAAAUCAAAGGCCUUUUUCUUUAAUGUAAAGUGUAUUUAUUUAAAAAAAUACAAAAUAAACAAGUCUGUCUGUUUAUA
This is a messenger RNA of Suncus etruscus (white-toothed pygmy shrew), 5391 nucleotides long. It is a transcript of the gene DCAF1, whose product is annotated as DDB1 and CUL4 associated factor 1. Gene Ontology annotation, molecular function: histone H2AT120 kinase activity; nuclear estrogen receptor binding. Gene Ontology annotation, cellular component: nucleus; Cul4-RING E3 ubiquitin ligase complex. Lineage: Eukaryota; Metazoa; Chordata; Mammalia; Eulipotyphla; Soricidae. The record is from RefSeq and is a predicted model, not a curated record. Bases 5 to 4525 code for a protein of 1506 amino acids. Gene Ontology annotation, biological process: protein ubiquitination. The transcript is spliced from 23 exons.